Messenger RNA from Daktulosphaira vitifoliae (grape phylloxera), 2015 nucleotides. RefSeq lists its product as uncharacterized. NCBI's taxonomy places the organism in Eukaryota, Metazoa, Arthropoda, Insecta, Hemiptera, Phylloxeridae. The record is from RefSeq and is a predicted model, not a curated record. The transcript is spliced from 7 exons. The coding region runs from base 253 to 1734 and encodes 493 amino acids.
UUAUACCUUUUUAUAUAAUGUAAUGUUAUUUUCACUCUCAAUUGUGAAUCUAUUCAAUAAAUUAUUAAGGCUUGGUUGAAUAAUUCUGAAUAUUAGAUUUUUUAUUAUUAUUGUACUAGUCUUGAGAUUGUUCUGUUUUAUUAAUUCAUAUAGUAGCUUUUUUUAGCGUAAAAAACAACACCUUAUUAAAACGAUAUGUCUACUAUUGUUUUUUCUUUUUCGGCUAGUCCGACUCCAUAAUUGUACAUUAAAAUGAAUGAUAAGAAUGAUCAUGAUAAACAGAGCUCUAGUAAAGAGCAAUCGGAUCAAAAAGAUACUUCUGACCCAAAAAUAGAAACUUUUAGGUUAAAUAAUAAUAUAGUUAAUGGCUAUAGUGAUUCACAGUGCUGUGCUAACUGUGAUGUAGCUGCACGUCGUGAUCAUAUGAUUGCUGCUAGUCUUGUGUACUGUGAUGAAGAAGAUAGUGAUGUUGAUGAUGACUGUUGUAUAUAUACAUAUCGAGGAGAUAGACAAGAACCACCAGUAGUAAAUAGAGCACUAAUUGAAAAUAGAAGUUCUUCACCUUUAAUGGACUAUCUAGAAAUGGAUUUUGAUCCUGAACCAGUUUUAGAAAAUGAGUCUGAAAAUGAGGAUAUUGAAAUACCCAAUCCCAAUGAUCAAGAAAAUAAUCUAGUAACUAAUUCUGAAGAACCUAUACCAAGUUGUUCUAAAGUAAAUUUUAAAGGGUGCGAUAGUAAAGAUGAUAAGAGAAGUAGACUGAAAAGUAUUAAUAAUGCUAGUAUUUCACAACCAUUGAUUAUUCCUUGUGCAAGUUUGAAUGGCUAUCACAAUAGUUUAAAAGAAGAACGUAAUGGCUGUUCUAGACGCAAUACAGAUACUAUAGAAGUAUGUCAGAAUAUGAAAAAAAUGCGGGUAGAUGAUUUAAGUUGGUCAAAAAAUAUGGUAUGGUCAGAAAAAGAAGCUGCUCAACUUCAAAUAAAUCAAAUUGGAGUAUCAGCUUGUGGUGCAACUGCAAUUAUGAAUACUUUGUUAGCAUUAAGAAUACCAUUUAAUACUGAACAAAUUCUCAAAACUGUUGGUACAAGGUUGCGAAAUGAAAAUGCUCCAUUAAUAUCUUAUUUAGAAUCACGUUCUGUAGCUGGUUGUACAGCAGAUGAUUUAGUUAGAACAUUAGAAACUGUUACAAAUUCUUUAAUCAGUGCUAGAUUUUUUCCUACUUAUGCAAAUAUAGAUGUACCUUUAGCUACUUGGUUGGCUAGUUGGAUACAAAAAGGUGCUGUACCAAUAUUGACUUUAAACCGACAACGUGGUAUCAAUUCAGAUUCUUUUGUGCCAGAUAGUUGGCACCAUCAAAUGGUUUAUGGUGUGACUUAUAGUCCUUUAUGCCCUAAUGAAUGUGCUCAGAUUUACAUGACUAAUCCUCUUACCAUUUCAACAAUGGAAUCUCUUAGACCACAACUUUUUUCUCCAUCUGUAUUAAUGAUAAAAAGAGCUGAUGUGUUAUCACGAUGGACUCCUUUAACAGAUCUCAUGCCUUUAGCUAACCACCCUAAUCGUUCAUGGCAAAUUUCUAAUGUAUUAGGACAAGUAGUUAAUCUUAUACGAGAAGAACAAGAAAGUAUCCACUUUACUAAACAUAUUAUGAUACCUGCUAGUUAUAAAAGUGGUAUAACAUUGGCAAUGAGAACUUCAUCAAAUUUCAUUCAUGAAUUGAAAACAAUACCAGAUUUAUAAACCAGACAUUUAAUAACAGUUCAUAAUUUUAAGUACUUCACCUUACUCGCAAUAAUAUAAUUAUUCUCUAUUUUAUAGUUAUUAUUACUUGUAAACUGUAUAUUUAUGAUUUUGUUAAUCAAAGUUUUAAAAAAUAACUUUGUCAUAAGAACAGUGAUUUACAAUUGCAGUUAUGGUUAUUGAAAAAAAUAUACUGUUCAAAUAAUAGUUUAACUUAUUUAAGUAAGUACAGACUUAGGAUUGUAAGAGUCUCUAGAUAAAUAUAUCAGUGAAGGUUUUGA